AUGGGGGGCAAGAGCGGAGGAAGACGGCACUUAGCACUACUAGCUCAUCGUGAGGAGUGCGGUGCCCUGGCUCUCCGGAGCCACAAGACUCCGCUUUAUGCAUCCAGUAUAGACAAGAUGUCCUUCGGCCUUCUCCGUGUGUUCUCCAUUGUGAUCCCCUUUCUCCAUGUCGGGAUGCUAAUUAGCAAGAACUUUGCCGCUUUACUUGAGGAGCAUGAUAUUUUUGUUCCAGAGGAUGAUGAUGAUGACGACUAA
This is a messenger RNA of Lipotes vexillifer (Yangtze River dolphin), 255 nucleotides long. Its product is annotated as essential MCU regulator, mitochondrial-like. The transcript has 2 exons. The record is from RefSeq and is a predicted model, not a curated record. Gene Ontology annotation, biological process: mitochondrial calcium ion homeostasis; calcium import into the mitochondrion. Lineage: Eukaryota; Metazoa; Chordata; Mammalia; Artiodactyla; Lipotidae. Gene Ontology annotation, cellular component: uniplex complex. Bases 1 to 255 code for a protein of 84 amino acids.